AUGGGAAUUCAAAAUAGAGAUCCGGAGAGUUUGAUUCUCGAAUUUUUGGGGCAUGUGAAGCGACAGCGACACCAAUCGCUGCCUCUGAUCUUGCCCAGGGAACUUGGACUGCGUAGGUUUUUACAAAUCCAGUCUAAACUGUGAUGUAAACUGUAAUGAAAAGAAACUUUUUCAGCUAUGCCAUGGUUUGGUCUGGACAUUGGUGGAACCCUGACCAAACUCGUCUAUUUUGAACCUUCUCAUACUGUAAGUAGCACUAUAAAUAACAUUAGUGUUUAGGAUUAUAUUCUCGAAUCGGAUGAGGAAUUCCAAAGAGGAAAGAACAUCCGGCAAUAUCUCCUGAGUCGCAGUGCUUAUGGAGAACAUGGAAUCAGAGACAAGCAUCUCCAAUUGGAUGACGUCAACAUUAAUGUAAGCGUAUAAAACCUUAUAUAACCGACAUUCAAUCGGACUGGAUGAUCUCAAAUAUUUUAGGGUCGUUGUGGGUCGAUUCAUUUCAUCAGAUUCCCCACCGACCGAAUGUUGAACUUCAUCCAGUUGGUAAAGUCCAAAGGCUUCACCCAAAUGUCCUCCACUGUUUGCGCCACAGGCGGCGGCGCAGUAAAAUAUGCCUUGGAGACGGAAAAGGAAUUAAAUAUGAGCUUGCACAAGUCGGAUGAAUUGGAGUCGCUGAUAAAGGGAAUCGAAUUAAUCGCCGCAAAUAAUCCCAAUGAGUGUUAUUACUAUGACAAGCCCCUGGAAGGAGAAAACAAGGUGAUUUGGAGAUGGUCAAGUGCCCGAUCUUCCACUACUGACUACAAAUACAUUAACCAACCUUGCGAGGAGGGACUACAGUACCCCUACGUCUUGUGCAACAUUGGAUCGGGAGUGUCGGUAAUGGUGGUGAAGGGACGAAACGACUUCCAAAGAGUCUCUGGAUCCAGGUGGGCAUUAAUUUCAAUAUUUAAAUACGUCAAAGUAAUCUAAAAAGUAACUGAUUUAUAUUUUUCAGUAUUGGAGGCGGUUUCUUUAAUGGCCUCUGUUCGCUCCUUUGUGGCGUCGAAUCCUUUGAAGAAGCGAUUGAUUUGGCAACACAAGGAGACAACAAGAACGUAGACAUCUUGGUCGGCGACAUCUAUGGAUCGGGUUAUGACAGUAUCGGUCUUCCCAGUGAUACAGUAGCUGCCAGUUUUGGAAAAGCUUGCACAAAAGCUGGCCGGGAAAGCAUGUCCCGGGCCGAUUUGGCAAGAAGUGCAUUGGCCACAGUCGCCAACAACAUUGGAGCGACUGCUCUGAGUGUCGCCACUCAAAACAACAUCGAGAGAAUUGUGUUUGUGGGCAACUUCCUGAGGGUAAACCCGCUGGCUGCCCGUCUUUUGGCCUAUGCCAUGGAAUUCUGGUCCAAGGGAACCAAAAGAGCUCUCUUUUUGAAUCAUGAAGGAUACUUUGGAGCUGUUGGAUGUCUUGACAAGCUUGUGGAAGUGACACAAUCACGAAAUAUCCCAACAAUGGGAGUUUAG
This is a messenger RNA of Bursaphelenchus xylophilus (pine wood nematode), 1499 nucleotides long. NCBI's taxonomy places the organism in Eukaryota, Metazoa, Nematoda, Chromadorea, Rhabditida, Aphelenchoididae. The record is from the annotation of a GenBank genome assembly.